GCAACACUGUGUCAACAAGUUUUCUGUUGUGCAUGAGCGAAAAGUGUUCGACGUUUUCCUGCAAAUUUCGUUAAUAAAGUUCUAAAAAAUGGCUGUUCCAAGACAGAGUGAAGCUCAGGAGUACAUAGAGAAGCAGAGAAUAAUGGAACUGUUUGAUAACAUUACAGCUCAGCUUGUUUUUCAUAGACCAGAUAAUCCCAAGACCUUCAUGAUUGACUAUGUGGAGAAACUUAAAGAAUCCAGAACAACGCAACUUGACUUCCCGUGUCUGUUUGACGAGUCCAAUAUUGAGUCUGUUUUUGGAAUGCUGGAUCCGACUAAGAAAGGAUUCAUAACAUCAGAACAAUACAAAGAAUCGACCCAAACUCUUGGCUGUGAUAAUGUUGAUCCCAGUCCAGCUGGCUCCGACAUGGACAUGAUUACACAAGACACCUUCAGAAGAGAAGUAAAAACUGGUUUAAAGAAAGCUUCAGCAACAUUUGAGCAAGUUUAGAGGUGUGGCACCUGUGCAUGAUGGAUAGAAGUCAGCAAUGCUUGACCAAUGGGGCGUAAUGAUGGAGUUUUCUUUUGUAUGUUGAGAUCAUUCUGCUCGGCUGAAGUACUUUAUUUACUAUUAUUAUUAUUAUUAUUAUUAUUAUUACUUCAUGCAGCCUCAAUCCUUAGCCGUCAGGGAAUCACUGUAGGGGAGUGAGAGUUUUUCAAUGUUUCUGCAAUAUUAUUUAUUCUUAAGCCCUUUUCACACUACUCUAUUCCCUACAGGCAACCCAAGGAAAAAAUGGCCGGUCCUUUCACACUUCAAAGCUUUACCCCUGAUCUACCCCGACAAAUGGGCAUACCCUGCUCUGUAGGGGUAAUCAGUAAAUUCCUGGGGUAUUCUUGAAACAUGCAAACUGAACUUCAUGGAAUAUGGACCUAGGCAGGGACAGUGUGAAUGUGCACUGGGGUAACUCUGUAGAGAACUCCCAGGGCCGUCUUCCACUGGGAUAAGAGAAUUAGUGUGAAAAGGGCUUAUGGCCGUUGAGAAAUUUAGUCGAGCAAAGAUAUUAACCCCAAGACCUUGUGAUUGCUUGCUUAUCUUGUUAUCUUUGACAACAAAAGUAAUCAGCGGAAGCGUUGUAUGUUUCCUUGAAAACAAUGACCACAAGGAAACCUGCAAUGACAGAGUUGCUGACUGAAGUGCUUAACAGUUUUUUCUGCUAAGCAAAAUUAAGAAGGAAACCAGUUACAAACGGUGUAUAAGACAUGGUAGGUUGGCUGGUACUCUAGUUCUGGUAUGCACACUUGAAUGCUAUGGGUGUAAAAAGUUUCAAUUAGGGUCACAUACACAAUAGCUGUUAAGCGUUUUUGAAUUUCAAUUGUGAAUAAAACAAAACAUUUUGUAUGCAGUUACUCAUAACUUGGCCUUCCUACUUGCUAUAAAACAGCUUGCUACAUGAUGUAAUACAAAGGUGUUACAAAAUAUUUAUUAUUGAAAUUCAGUUGUAAAAAUUGUAAAUAAAAACUUACUUGAAACAGUGAAAGAUAAGAAAUAAUUAGCCUUUUCACUUAUUUGUUGUUCAGUCAGUCUGUGUGUACAGGUAUUAGAAGUUUAAAGAGACUGUGUUGUCAUGAACUAAGCUGGCCUGUGGUUGUACUAUGUAUUAGACCCUUCCCAUGAAAUAUGUUCAAGAAACACGUUGCCUUGGACUGGUCGAAAUGGUCUUU
This is a messenger RNA of Asterias rubens (European starfish), 1704 nucleotides long. Its product is annotated as EF-hand calcium-binding domain-containing protein 10-like. The record is from RefSeq and is a predicted model, not a curated record. The transcript has 4 exons. Gene Ontology annotation, molecular function: calcium ion binding. NCBI's taxonomy places the organism in Eukaryota, Metazoa, Echinodermata, Asteroidea, Forcipulatida, Asteriidae. The coding region runs from base 89 to 493 and encodes 134 amino acids.